Messenger RNA from Diaporthe citri, 1092 nucleotides. RefSeq lists its product as uncharacterized. Lineage: Eukaryota; Fungi; Ascomycota; Sordariomycetes; Diaporthales; Diaporthaceae. The record is from RefSeq and is a predicted model, not a curated record. Bases 1 to 1092 code for a protein of 363 amino acids. The transcript is spliced from 6 exons. Gene Ontology annotation, molecular function: oxidoreductase activity.
AUGCAGCUCAAGCAGUCUCAGUCCUUCGUGUAUACCGCCGUCCUCCUCGGACUGGCCACCCUCGCUGACGCCAGCCCUCUUCAAAAGGCACAUCAAAGAACAACAGACUUCGAUCCCGGGAACAUUUCCGUGCGAAAGCCAUGGGAGAACUUGACCAGUGACGAGCGCAUCGCCUACACUGACGCACUUAAUUGCUUGAUGGAAAAGCCGGCCAUGACACCAUCAGACGUGGCCGCAGGGGCAAGAACAAGAUAUGACGGUUUCAUCGUGACGCACAUCAACCAGACUCUGAGCAUACACUCCACCGCCAACUUCCUCGGCUGGCACCGCUGGUUCAUCUGGGAGAUGGAGCAGACACCUGCGCAGCGAACCGCAGAGGAAGGAUUCGCCAACUCCGAAAUGUUUGACGGCUCCGCGACAUCACUUUCUGGAAACGGCGUGUCUUUGAACUACACGGACUCGGAUGUCAUUAUUGCAAACAACGGUGCUACUGCGGAAGUCGUCUUGCCCCACGUCACCGGCGGCGGAGGUGUGACAAGCGGGCCGUUCGCCAACAUGACCGUCAACCUUGGCCCCGACGGACUCCUGGUCAUCAACGGCUCCGACAGCUCCGCAUACGAGUUCAACUACAACCCCCGAUGCUUCAAGCGCGAUCUGACGGAUUACGCGCUGCAGCGCUACGCCAACACCUCGAGCGUGCUGUCGCUGCUGCGGGAUGCUGAAGAUAUCUGGACCUUCGAGACGGUCAUGCAGGGCCCAGAGGCUAGGAGUCCACGGCGUAGGAGUCCAGCGCUGGGCGGCAACCCGGGCCGCGACGUCUACACCAGCCCCGGCGACCCGGCCUUCUGGUCGCACCACGCCAACAUCGACCGCGUCUGGUGGAUGUGGCAGAUGCAGGACCCGGACGCCCGCGCCGGCAACGUGUCCACGGCAAUCCGCGGCCCGCUGACGACAACCAACCUCUACGAGCCUCACGGGAAUGGCACCCUCCUGUCGGAGCAGGACCUUGGGCACGUUGCUGAUUGGGAGACUGUGCCGUUGGGAGAGCUCUUGUCUACGACAUCCGGCAAGUUCUGCUACGUAUACGAGUAA